AUGCUUGCCACAGUCUUCUUCUCUCUCCUAGCCCUCACUGGCCGCUCGGCCAGUAAGGCCGUGUUUGCGCAUUACAUGGUUGGGUCAAUGAACAGCAGUGAAGCUGCCCAAGAUGUCACCGAUGCUAUCGCGGCUGGCUUCGAUGGAUUUGCACUCAACACGCAUUCCAUCAGCAGCUCUGAUACAUGGAACACAGAUGCAAUCACUUACCUCUUGGACGCAGCUGAGGGGACAUCCUUCAAAAUGUUCCUUUCUUUUGACAUGUCGUGGGGACUCGAUGUCUCUGGUCUCCCAGCAUUUUUGCUGCAAUUCUCCAAUCAUUCCCAAUAUUACACUACCGACGAUGGCAGACCAUGGGUGAGCACAUACGACGGCGGUACCACCGAUAACUCCGAGUGGGAGUCUUCCUUCUACCAGCCUCUCGUAGACGAAGGCGUCACUCCAUUUUUCGUGCCUGAUUUCGAUGACUGGUCCGGCUAUCCCACUGGCUUCUUUGACACCUUCACCGUUGUAGAUGGCGCUUUCAGCUGGGAGAGCGCUUGGCCUAGCGCAGGCACGACACCGGCAAAUGUCAGUGAUAGCGUAGAUUCCACCAUGGUGGAAGAUGCACAUGCCGCUGGAAAGAUAUACAUGAUGCCACUCUCCACGUUUCAAUUCAAAUACCUUGGCUCCGGCCAAGACUGGUACCGCAUCGGCGAGACCAACCUCCCAGAACGCAUGGCACAGAUCCUCUCCCUUCAACCAGACUACGUCGAGGUGAUCACAUGGAAUGACGCCGGCGAGUCGCACUAUGUCGGCAAUUUCUGGCCGCAACAGAUCGCCGGCACUGACGAGGGUGACUACGCCGAUGGUUUCGACCACACGGGCUGGCAGCAGGUCAUCAAGCCGUUUAUCACUGCAUUCAAGAACAAUGCCACAGAUGUCUCGCAAAUUUCGAGCGAUAGUCCCGUUGGCACGUUCUGGUACCGCACACUCCUGACAAGUGCUAGUUGCUCUAGCACGAUUUCGAAUUACCAGGAGGCAGAAGACGCAGUUAACUAUGCUGUGGUCCUGCCGUCUGACGACUACACGAUCGAAGUGUAUAGCAACGAUCAGCUCAUCGGCAGCUUUUCCGGCGUGGCUGGUCUUAACUAUGACUCUGUGCCGGGUUUGCAGGAGGGCAGUGGACAGAGCAUCCAGAUCUUGGAUGGUAGCGGUAAUGUCGUUGCAUCGGCCAACGGAACCAAGGAUGUCCUGUCGGAGAGCUCGGAUUCUUCAAUGUGCAACUGGAACUAUGAAGUUGUUGGGUUGUCAUAA
Molecule: messenger RNA, 1296 nt
Organism: Talaromyces atroroseus
Lineage: Eukaryota; Fungi; Ascomycota; Eurotiomycetes; Eurotiales; Trichocomaceae
Exons: 3
Coding region: 1-1296 (431 amino acids)
Molecular function (GO): glucan endo-1,3-alpha-glucosidase activity
Source: RefSeq, a predicted model, not a curated record